Fusarium keratoplasticum is the source of this 672-nucleotide messenger RNA. RefSeq lists its product as uncharacterized. Bases 1 to 672 code for a protein of 223 amino acids. The record is from RefSeq and is a predicted model, not a curated record. NCBI's taxonomy places the organism in Eukaryota, Fungi, Ascomycota, Sordariomycetes, Hypocreales, Nectriaceae. The transcript has a single exon.
AUGCUCCGGCUCAAGAUUGUCGUCUGUAUGUUAGUGGCGGGUGUAACAGGGGCGGCAUGCCUGUUGGUCUACAACCCCGAGCAACAUGAGGAUCAGAGCGCCCGGUUCGCUGGCGACAAAGGCUACGAUAGCCUAGAAGAACAGAACGACCAGUCCUCCGACCAAGAGAGCCGUGAUAUUUCCGAAAGCAAGUCCAAAGGAGAGCCUGUGUGGCUCCUGCGACACAUCGACGACGAAGGCGACCCCAGGCAGUGGGCACUCUACAUGUUUAGGAAAGUAUACGAGCUUCGUGUCGUACGGAAUGCGCCCUUCCGCUACUCAAUCAUUUGUUCUCCACGGUUCGAAGCGCACGUCACCGACGGUGUCCGACUAUAUCCAAGAACGGGCUUUCAUCAUAUGAGUCCAGAGAGACCUUGCGUGGGAGGUACCCCUGAGCUUCACAUGACCUACUACCUUACCAGUUGCUACAUCUGCAUGGUUGGGAAGACACGUUUGACGCCAGAUGAGAUUCAGCAAGCUUUUAGCAGGGUCAAGGACGACUUUGGAGUGUUCAUUGCCACUUUCCCUUGCCAGAGCGUCCUAGACAGGUUUCUUAAGAAGAUCAUUGCACGAAGGGAUCGAUCCCCCGCCGCAAGAAUUCUAUCAGGCAGGUUAUCACAGGCAAGCGAUUGA